Emericellopsis atlantica is the source of this 1007-nucleotide messenger RNA. Its product is annotated as 3-oxoacyl-reductase 1. The coding region runs from base 145 to 942 and encodes 265 amino acids. Gene Ontology annotation, cellular component: cytoplasm. The record is from RefSeq and is a predicted model, not a curated record. The transcript has a single exon. NCBI's taxonomy places the organism in Eukaryota, Fungi, Ascomycota, Sordariomycetes, Hypocreales, Bionectriaceae. Gene Ontology annotation, molecular function: oxidoreductase activity, acting on the CH-OH group of donors, NAD or NADP as acceptor.
AUCACGGAUGCAGGAAUCGACAAGAGAUUCUGCCAGGAGGAGGACUCGAGUCGAUGAGCUCGAUUCCCUGGUCAACAAGUCUCAAAGCAAGUGUUGCAGCAAAAGCGCCAGAGUCCAGUCUGUCAACCGUUGUUGAAAGUAAACAUGACAAACAUGUCCUCAGAAGUGGCCAUCGUCACCGGUGCGGCGCAGGGCGUUGGACUGGCCGUCGUCAAACUACUAUGCGCUCGCAAGAUGCGCGUCGUCCUCAGCGACGUCAAUGUCGAAGCCGGGACCGCCGCGGCCACCGAGAUCAACCAGGAGCACGGCGAGGGCGCGGCCACAUUCAUCGCAUGCGACCUGUCCAAGACCCAAGACAUUGAGUCGCUGAUAGCCGACACUGUCUCCCGCUUCGGGGGCUUCUCCAUCCUCGUCAACAACGCAGGCUUUCUCCGGGCGCCUUUCCUGGCCAUCUCAGCUGAGGACAUUAAGGACACCAUUGCCAUCAACCUCACGGCUGUGGUGCACUCGACGCAGCUCGCUAUCAAGUUCUGGGACGAACACCCAGAAAUCAAGGGGCAGGCAAUCAGCGUCACCUCGUCCUCCUCGUUCAAGACGUACGCCAGCAUCGCCGCGUACGGUGCCGCCAAGGCGGGCGCGGCGCAGUUCACGUUUGCUUGCCGUGCGUUUGGACCUCGUAUCAGGGUCAAUGCUGUGGCACCAACGGCGAUUGCUACCGCCUUUGACAAGAACACCAUGAUGCGCGUCCCGACUGAGAGGACGGGGCCUGGAUAUACGCCCGAGGAGGAGAUGCGUAAUAUGGGGUUGGCCCGUCUGCAGCCUGAGGAUGUUGCAAGAGCCGUCGUGGAGUGCAUCGACGAUGAGUCGAGGUUUGGCAAGGUCGUCUAUCUGGAUGCCACAGAGGGUCAAAAGAUUCGCGGGGGAUUCUUAGGGGAGGACUGAGGGUUUAGGUACUAGCGAGAGUUUGAAAGACUCAUGUACAUAUGAGGUACUCGUGAGAACAAGAG